Perca fluviatilis (European perch) is the source of this 3354-nucleotide messenger RNA. It is a transcript of the gene nudt9, whose product is annotated as nudix (nucleoside diphosphate linked moiety X)-type motif 9. NCBI's taxonomy places the organism in Eukaryota, Metazoa, Chordata, Actinopteri, Perciformes, Percidae. The transcript has 8 exons. Bases 37 to 1122 code for a protein of 361 amino acids. The record is from RefSeq and is a predicted model, not a curated record. Gene Ontology annotation, molecular function: ADP-ribose diphosphatase activity.
CAUGGGCGGUGCACUUCCUGGUUACUUUGGUGCUGCAUGUUGUGGUUGUUACUAUUGAUGUCUCAAGGAAUGGUACAUUUCCUCCUGCGGCGACACUGGAUCGGCCAGAUUCGUCUAGCGCUUACUCUUUUCGGACUCCCAUGCACCGUCUGCACCCCUGGAGUUAGGUCUGCAAUCUCCUGCUUAUCUUCUCACCCUUUCAGGACCAGUCAAACCACCAGACCCAUCAGUACCAGUUUCUGUAACCUUUACACGACUAGUGUCCAGACAAUGCCAUCUUCAUCAGCGCCUCAUGUCAAGUCUAGAUGCCUCGAGUACCCAGGGUCCAAAAUCCAGCGCUUCCUCGUGCCUGAUGACAAGGUGGACUGGAGUCAGAACUGGCCACAGUAUAAUCCAGUCAGCUACACCGACCCUUCAGUUUUAAAUAAGCCAGCGUGGGCGGAUCCUGAUAUUGGCUCUUUCUCUCCAAAGUUCAACACUGUGGAUGGUGCUGUGGAUAGGACAAGCUUUGACGGCAGCUACAAAAUAGAAGAUGGAAAGCCACUAAAUCCUCAUGGACGCACAGGGGUGACUGGUAGAGGUUUGCUGGGACGAUGGGGACCCAAUCACGCAGCAGAUCCCAUUGUCACCAGAUGGAAAGUAGAUGCCACAGGAGAAAAGAUAUAUCACUCAGUCUCCAAGCUGCCGAUCCUGCAGUUUGUGUCCAUCAAGAGGAAAGACUGCGGGGAGUGGGCCAUUCCCGGGGGGAUGGUAGAUCCAGGGGAGCAGGUCUCUCUCACGCUGCAGCGGGAGUUCUCCGAAGAAGCCUUGAACACGCUGGCCAUUCCGCCAUCGGAAAGAGCAAAAAUCAGUGAACGCAUCAAUAAGCUCUUCAAAUCGACAGGGUUUCAGGUCUAUAAAGGCUAUGUGGAUGAUCCUAGAAACACUGACAAUGCUUGGAUGGAGACGGUGGCUGUCAACUUUCAUGAUGACUCAGGCAACAGCGUGAGCGAGCUGCCGCUCCAAGCUGGCGAUGACGCAGGACAAGUCCAGUGGGUUGACGUUGACUCGUCCUUCCUUUUCUAUGCGAGUCAUUCCCAUUUCCUGGAGCUGGUUUCCAAAGAGAGAAAAGCUCACUGGUAACCAAGGGCGACCGACUCUACUUGGACAUGACGAUGAAGGAAACAUUAAGAGCCUUGUUGCUCUCUGUGUGCUAAGGAUGCAUGACACUAAUCUAAAUUUAAACUAAUUUAAACAUAGUUAUUGUAGUUUUAAUACUGAAAACCUAAUAUGCCCCCAUUAUAUAUAUGCCCAUUAUACAAUGUACAGCAACAUUGUGACUGCGCUUUUGGAUUAAUAUAGCAGAAUGUAUGAAUUGAAUGAAAAUAGCAGGUUGAAAGCUUUGCUAUGGCCUGCUCAGAGGAAAUGGCUCAGUGUAUGUUAGAGCUGCUGUUCAACUUUUGUCACAGAAAAGAAGAGGAAAAAAAAGAGGAAAUUUACAUUUUCAUUAAAAAAAAUAUUUCGACUCACCGCUCGGAAGAAGCUCAACAUGAGACUGUUAAAUGCAAGAUGCUGCUGACACACCACAUUAUUUCUAUUGGCACUAAUUAUGCAAAUGUAUUCAACAUUAACAAGGAUCACAUUAACCCAGCGUGAUCAUGUAAGAACAACACACAAUGAGCUGCUGAACAUAACAUAUGCUACAUUAAUUUAAGUGUGAUAAGGGGGGCAAUCAAAAUUAAAAAGUGUAGACUGACUUUGAUCUUUGGAUGUGAAAAGAAUAUAAAGAUGUGCUGGAGCUCCCCACACAGCCCAGCAGUGCACUGAAGCUGAGCACAGACGGGCCAAAGCUAUAGGGACAAACAUGUUUUCAAGCGGUAACUGUCAGUGGAAGCAAAAAGGCCCAGAGGCUGUGGCUCGGAGGUAGAGUGGUUGCCCCUCAACCGCGAGGUUGGCGGAUCAUUCCCAGGCUCCUCUGGCCACAUGUCAAAGUGUCCCUGAGCAAGACACUGAACCCCAAGCUGCUCCCCGGAUGCUGUAUGUAUAGCUGUCCACUGCUCCUAAUACUGGGAUAAAUGCAGUAAUAGAAUUUUGCUACUUGUAUGUGACGAUUAAGAAUAAAGUUUGAUCCUUGAUCCUUCACACUCAACAGCCUGCCUUUUCCGAAACGCUCUCAUCAGUAUGUGUCAUCUCACUGCUGGGAUGGAGAAUUACACAUGAAAUGGCGUGUAUCCGUUCAUGAUACAAACAGUAACACAUGGACACUUCUGUCAUCAAAAGGCAGCCAACCACAUCUUUGCAACAAACAUGUUUGUCUUUAAUUACAUUUAUUUAAAUGUGAUAUGAAUAUUCUGUGUGAAACUAGUGAGGACGCCAGCUAAGCACUUGUGGGAAAGGGAUGUGGCUUACACAAUAACUUUGUUAAAUUAGGUCCACGCAGGUCUAGGAGGUGCCACAAAUCCUACAGUAUAAGCCCUUUUUAUUUGUUCUCAUCUCUGCGCAAGCCGCAACGUUUGCCUGCAUGACAUGAUAUCCACUUGUAUUAAGGUACGAUACCAGUAGCUACGUGUGGGGAGAUUCUGCUGUUCAAAUCUCACUAAAAGCAUAACCAUAAAUAUGUUUACACCUAUGCAGAUGCACUUUCAGCUGCGUACACCCAGGCCACUUACCAGCUCCACGGAAGCAUUUACAGCCGAAGCACUAUUAGCAUUUGCUGUUGCAGGAAGGGAGAGUAUUUCCCAUCCAGAUUUCCCCAGUUGUUAUUCAAAUUGGCCAGUCAUAAAAUCCUCUUAACCUUUGCCUACAAAAGUUUGGAUUGAUUUUUUUUUUUCUGCCUGAAGUGAUUUUGGCAUUUGGUUAGUACAAGACAAAAAUGUAUAAAUGGUGGGGUGAGUGAUCAAAUGAUAUACAUUUUGAUUAGUUUCAUUAUUAUGACCGAUGUUAUACACAAGGCUUUGCUGAUUGGAUUGUAUAUGCUAUCAUGUAAAAAUGUAUCCCGGGGUGUCUACUUACUAAACUUGCACUGAAGAUGUCUGACAGCAAAAUGUCUGAUCUUGUCUUUUUUGUUAUUCAUUUGAAUCACUUGAAACUGUAAAUCAGUAGGAAUUCUCGAGUUGAUUUGUGCAUUUUUCCUCAUAAAGUAAAUGUGUAUCUUAAAAGUGAUAAUUAUAUGUACUGUAUUUGUAGCUGUCUUUAUGUCUCAGCAUGUGGUGGCAUCAGGAACACUAAUCAAAUGUGUAUGCAAAUCUUGAGAACUUAUGCACUAUGAAGUGCUACAACCCCAUAAAAUGCAUUAUUUGUUUUUUUUAUCUACAUCAUGUCUGAUGUGUUUUCUUUCCCAUUGUGAAUAGGCAAAUAAAAAGUAUGGAAAAAUAA